ACCGAAUAAUAACAAAUGGGGAGAAAAAAUUACCUCAUCUCUUUAUUUGGGCGAAAUCACUUCACAUAAAGAGGGCUCCUGAAGCGGCGCGGCUGCGCCUUGAUUCAUUCAUAAUCCGCCUGUUACCAUUUGCUGAUGUUACCUGUUCAGUGAGCAAUGAAGGGACGGGACAAACCGCGCGUCACCGGCGCCGGUACAAAGUUCCGCCUGCUGAUGUGGAAGAACUUCCUGCAGCAGUGGCGGCACCGCGUCCAGACCUGCGUGGAGGUCCUACUGCCCGUGUUGACACUGGCGCUGGUACUCAUCCUACGCGCGGAGAUCGAACCCACGGUAGAAAACGUUAUGACCUACCCGGCGUUACCUGCGCACACAUUGAAUUAUUCGCUUAACGUUCUCGCAGGCAUGAAUUUCAGUCAGUUGUCCAUCGCAUACUCGCCUGAGAGCCCCGUCCUCGAAAGAGUGAUGAGAAGAGCGACUGCUAAAUUAAUAACUCGAAACCUACAAGGCCUGAUACAGAUGAUACUAGAUCAAUAUCCGGACUAUGCUGACAUGAUACCUCCCGAUCUAGAAUUACCGGAUUUAUCAGAAAUUCCUAUAAAUGGAACACUUAUUACUGAGAUUAUUGAUAGAAUCGUUGGGUUAAGAGUGCAUGCUUAUAAUAGCAGCGAGAGUUUGAGAAGUCUGUAUUCGUCAGAAGAAGUAACAAGGCAUGUUAUAGCAGGGGUGGAGUUCGAUGAUGAGCUUACUGGCGCCAUCCAGCUCAGCAGUAACUUACGAUAUUCCCUGAGAUUCCCGGAAAGACCGAGGCAGUUUGCAUUUUACUCGCGAGGGUCACAGUCGUGGCAGACCGACUUGACGUUUCCGGCUUUUCAAAUUCCCGGCCCGAGGAACCCGUAUUCUUGGGAAGGUGGCAAUGCUCCAGGAUACGUAAACGAAAUGUUCAUAGCGAUUCAGCAUUUAAUAUCGAUGGAGCUUGUAGCUGAAGUUACUGAACAAGACUUUUCCAACUUCAGCGUGGCUAUACAGAGAUAUCCCCACCCUCCUUACGUGCUGGAUUUGGCCGUGGAAGCCUUGCAGUUCCUGAUGCCGAUGUUCAUAAUGAUCAGCUUUAGCUACACCGCUGUAAACAUCGUUCGGGCCGUCACUGUUGAAAAAGAACUGCAACUUAAGGAAACGAUGAAGAUCAUGGGGCUUCCCACUUGGUUACACUGGACAGCGUGGUUCUUUAAACAAUUUAUUUUUCUCCUGAUCAUAGCGAUUCUAGUUGUGAUUCUAGUUAAGAUAAACUGGUUUACGAACGAAGAGGGUUUUAGCGAUUAUGCUGUGUUUACCAACACGCCAUGGUCUGUGCUUCUCUUCUUCUUACUAAUGUACUUUGCCUGCACGAUAUUCUUUUGUUUUAUGGUCAGCGGUUUCUUUUCUAAAGGUAGCACAGCAGCCUUAUUCACUGGAGUGAUCUGGUUCUUGACGUACAUACCGGCUUUUGUGCUGCUGAUGGACGUCCAGGUGUCGUCGGCUGUGCAAGCGCUCUUCUGCCUCAGCAUCAACACCGCCAUGGCGUUUGGAUUCCAGCUUAUACUUGCUAAAGAGAAUGCUGGAGGUAUGCAAUGGGGCCAAUUCUGGGAAGUGACCGAUCUGGAUUCAAAUCGUUUCAUGUUCGGAACCGUGGUGGUCAUGCUAGCCAUCGAUUGUGUCCUGUACAUGCUGAUUGCCCUCUACUUGGAGCAGGUGCUGCCCGGCCCACACUCAGCUCCAAAGCCCUGGUAUUUUCUGUUCCAGAAAAACUUUUGGUUGCCAAAUAGAAAAAUUACGGCAGUUGACGGUUCAAUCGAUUAUAACGAUAGUCCAAAUAUCAUAAUAGAAAAGGUUUGCGACGAGCACACCAUCGGAGUUAAAAUGACGAAUUUAACGAAAGUUUACGCGAAGAACGUGGCUGUCAAUAAUUUGUGUCUAGACAUAUAUGAUGGUCAAAUAACCGUUUUACUUGGACACAAUGGCGCCGGAAAAUCCACCACCAUUUCUAUGCUAACGGGCAACACAGAAGUAACAAGCGGAUCAGUGUGGGUGGCGGGGUACGACAUCUCCCAGCAAACAGCGGCAGCCCGUGCCAACCUCGGCUUCUGUCCCCAGCAUAACGUACUGUUCAAUGAACUGACGGUCAGGGAACACCUAGAAUUCUUCGGCAGACUGAAGGGUUUCACGGGCCAAGACCUUCAGGAGGAUAUCGAUACGUUGAUUUCAAAGUUAGAGUUGGAUGAGAAGCGUGAUUACCAGUCGGCCGGACUCUCCGGAGGACAGAAGCGGAGACUAUCGGUUGGUAUAGCCCUCAGUGGAGCCCCACGGGUGGUGCUGCUCGAUGAGCCCACCUCCGGCAUGGACCCAGCGUCUAGGCGUGCCCUCUGGGAUCUACUACAAAAGGAGAAAAUGGGGCGGUCCAUGAUCCUCACAACUCAUUUCAUGGAUGAGGCGGACAUACUUGGAGAUAGAGUCGCUAUAAUGUCGAGCGGGCGUCUACAAUGCGUUGGCUCACCAUACUUCCUCAAAAGUCACUAUGGAGUGGGCUACACGCUGGUGGUUGUCAAAAGAGAUGGCUUCCAACUUGAAUCUUGUACGGAGAUCAUCGGGCGACAUAUACCAGGAAUAACGAUCAAGGAAGAUAGAGGGACCGAAGUGACAUACGCUUUAACUAACGACCAGUCGCAUUUCUUUGAAGCAAUGCUCAACGAUUUGGAAGCGAACGUCGAUACCAUUAAAUUUAAAAACUAUGGUCUUACAGCUACUACCCUCGAAGAUGUUUUUAUGUCAGUCGGCUCGGAUGUGGCUCCCACCGCUUUUGACGAUGUGGAAACUAAUACGUCUGGAUUAACUGACGAUCUAAUAGCGGAUAUGGAUAUGUUAUCAAUGGAUCAAAUGGACAAACAACAGGACAUGCUAAGUGGGUGUCGGCUCUGGGUGCAACACGUCUGGGCCGUCUGGUUUAAGCUGUGGCUGGUGUGGUCGCGUUCGUGGAUGCUGCUACUGAUGCAGGUGCUAGUGCCAUUGCUUAUGAUCAACAUGACGCUUGGGAUUCUCCAGUGGGUCAUGUCGGUGCAGUCAACGGCUAUACAGAGGGCGCUGACGCUUGCACAAGGCUUCGUAGAAACGGAAACAGUACUCUCUUACAAUGGCACUUCGCAAAACUCGAUUGGUGCACUCGCCAAGGCCGCAUACGAGUACAUGUUCAGUUCGAGUGAUAUUGAAACUAUGAAGAUUACAGUCGUGGAGAAUGAGGCCGUCGAUGACUACUAUUUGUAUAGGACUAAUGAGCCCUCGCAAAUGGCGUUUCUAAGAAGCCGGAUGCUGAUCGGAGCCACGUUCGACGAGGACUCUGCCACGGCUUGGUUCAGCAACUUCGGGUACCACGAUGUGGCCAUCUCGCUGAGCGCCGUGCACCAGGCUCUGCUCAAGGCCUGGGACCCCAAUGCCACUCUCAGUGUGUUCAACUACCCGCUUGAAGUUAAUUAUGUGGAUCAGAGCAACAUGCAGUCCUACGUUGCAUAUCUUUCCAUGCAACUUUCAUCGGGCAUAGCAAGCAGUCUUGGCAUCGUGAGCGCAGUUUUCGUUAUGUUCUAUAUCAAGGAACGCAUUCUUCGGGCUAAGCUCCUUCAAAAGGCCGCUGGCAUCCAGCCGAUCGUCAUGUGGGGCAGCGCCGCGGUGUUCGACUGGGCGUGGUUCUGCAUCAUCUCUGUGACAAUCGUCAUUUCGUGUGUAGCCUUCCAGGUUAUUGGUCUCAGCACGGUUUCGGAAUUAGGUCGGAUGUACCUAGUUCUCAUGGUGUACGGCGCCGCCAUGCUGCCGCUACACUAUCUAAUGUCGUUCCUGUUCAGCGGGCCUGCGAUGGGGUUCGUCGCCGUGUUCUUCAUUAACGUUCUAUUGGGUCAGAUGGGUCCACAGAUCGUGGAAGCACUGCUCUCUCCGCAGCUGGACACGGAGCACGUGGCGGUGAUCCUCGACUACGUACUGCAGAUAUUCCCGCUCUACAGUCUCGUCAGAUCCGUCACAUUUCUAAGCCACGUAGGCUUGACGGAAUGGUCGUGCUUGCAAGCGUGUGAUUACCUAUCGGCCGUCUUGCCCAUCGGCGAGUGCUCCAUGCAGACCAUGUGUGAUUAUAACUACACUGCUUGCUGCGUACGCGAAGACCCCUUUUUCGAGUGGGAAGAGCCCGGUAUUCUGCGCUACCUGACUUGCAUGUUGGUUUCUGGCGUGGUCUUCUGGACCGUGCUCAUGUUCAUUGAGUACGAUGUAUACCACAAGAUCUUUAACUGGACGAAAACCCCACCGCCUCUCGACGUAAGCUCCAUGGAUCCCGACGUUGUAGCCGAGAUGAAACACGUCGAGCAAAUCAGCAAGUCUAACUUAGCACAACAGAGCCUCGUGGCGAAGGGCCUAUCGAAAUAUUACGGGAAGCAUCUGGCUGUCAAUCAGGUUUCGUUCACGGUGGCAGAUGGGGAAGUAUUUGGUCUCCUGGGGGUGAACGGCGCUGGCAAGACGACUACCUUCAAAAUGCUGAUGGGUGACGAAAUUAUCUCCAGUGGAGACGCCUUCGUCAGUGGCUACUCUGUAAAAACAGAUAUCAAUUCUGUACAUGAGAAUAUUGGGUAUUGCCCGCAGUUCGAUGCUGUUUUCGGCGAGCUAACGGGCCGGGAGACCCUGCGACUGUUCACCAUGUUACGCGGGCUGCCGACCCAGUACGCCUCUAUGCGCGCAGAUCUGCUGGCGGACUCGCUUGGCUUCACCAAACACCUAGAUAAGCGGGUGGAGCAGUACUCUGGAGGCAAUAAGCGGAAGCUUAGCACGGCUAUAGCGUUGCUUGGAUUCACACGGCUUGUGUUCGUCGACGAGCCCACGACGGGAGUAGACCCUGCAGCUAAGCGACAGGUAUGGCGCGCCAUUCGCGGCGCGCGGCGCGCGGGUCGCGGCGUGGUGCUGACGUCACACAGCAUGGAGGAGUGCGAGGCGCUCUGCUCGCGGCUCACCAUCAUGGUCAACGGCAACUUCCAGUGUCUCGGCACGCCACAGCAUUUGAAGAACAAGUUCUCUGAAGGAUUCACAUUAACGAUAAAAAUGAAAUUGGACGAGGAAAGUACGGAUUCGAUAGCUGGCGCUCGCGGCAUUGCUGCGGUAAAACGUUACGUAGAGACCAAUUUCACCGCUCCCAAGCUAAUGGAAGAGUACCAGGGCCUACUAACUUACUACCUGCCAGACAGAAGCGUUGCCUGGUCCAAAAUGUUCGGCACAAUGGAACGUUGCCGGCAAGACCACGACGUGGAAGACUACACCAUCUCACAGACCACGUUGGAACAAAUAUUCCUGCAGUUCACAAAGUACCAGAGAGAAAUGUCAGAUAGGUUAUAGUAUUAGCUCGACAAUGUCUUCGUGUCUCCAAUGCGGUAAUAGAGUAUUUUCUACCUGCUAAGCUAAGUGCUGCUAAUUGCUAAGUUUUCAUACCAAGUUUUAUGUUGAGAUAUGUAUGCAUGUUAACAUUUUUAACUACUAAGUUGGUGCAAACUUAGCGUGGUCGGAGUCUACGACUUAUUUGGGAAAAUCUGAUAUAACUUUCCCCUGUAUAUCAGAGAGAGGUACGAUUCCUGCAUUUAGUAUACUAAUGCAGUUAAUCGAUUGUGUUCAUAGAUUCAAAUUUUAGAAGUAAGGUAGAGAAGAGACGCUUUCCGUAUAGAUUUGCCUGUAGCUAUAACAGGCGGGCCAGUGUACGAAAAUCUAUGUGGAAAGUGUGUCUUGAUUGCGCAUCAUUAUAUUUCUGUCAAGCUCGCACAGUGACAUUGACAACCGGCAUUAUGGGCAGGACAGCGAUAUAACUAUGCGCGUGUAAAAGAGACAUCAACAGGCGGGUCUAUAUACGAAAAUCUAUGUGGAAAGCGUCUCUUCUUUAAUACUAACAGCAACAGUCUAAACUGACCACCAGUGAACCUUAUGGCUUUGCAAUACGGUUUACGAAUCGUCACUUAUGUGAACGAUGGUUGUUGGUUAGAUAGAGUCCGUCUAAGGUCGUAAGCUAACUCUGCACCGCCUGUGAAGUGCCACUGUAUAGGGUAAUUGCGCUAGUUUUCGUCCGGCUCUAGUUUUCGUCCACUUGACGAAAUUUGAAUAUAAACCUUCAUUGCUGCACAAAUUUGGACUUAUAUAUCCUUAAUAUCUAAGCAAUUUAUCUAUCUACAGUAGCAAAUUAAAAAUGAAAUGUAUUACUUGCUAAUCCGUCAAGUGGACGAAAACUGGCACUGGAUGGUAAACUGACGCAAUAACCCUAUAGGGAAAGCAAUGUCGAUCUUGAAAUCGGAAAUCGCACGAAAAAUCUGAUUUGAUAUCGCAUGUUUCGAGAUCUCUACCGUCAGACUUUGGAGAUCGAGAUUAAUCUCCACGAAAUCGAGAUUUGACAAAGUAGGCAAUUAAAAAUUAGUUAUUUGAUCAAUCCUUUAGAAUGUGCUAAUCUAACUGUAAUCGUCAUAUUUUCAUAGUAAUAUGACAUUAAUUGUUGCACUUCUACACUCUAGUCCGAGUCCGCGCAGAGUUAGCUUAGUUCACUCUAGACUUUUAGCCAAAUGUAAUGUAAAUAUUUUAUAGACGCUAAUUUUAGAAAAUUGAAUUGCUAGAAUUCAUAACAAUCAUGUAAUAUUUUUAACAAGCUUUUAUUAGGUCGACCUGUAUGUAACUAACUGUAAUGGAAUAAUCUAAGGUAACUAAUUUAACCAUCUUCCAAGGAUCGUAGCGUCAUGAAAAUUGGCAGCUGUAUGUAGUUCUGAUGACAAUACAAUAAUAUGGUACUGUGGAACUGAUCUGAUGAUGGAGACAGGAGGUGGCCAUGGGAACUCUGUGAUGAAACCACGCAACCUAAUUGUGUUAGGGGUUUUUAGAAUUGUCUCGAUAUGUAUUAGUUGUCUGUCGGAAGAAAAGUACAGUCAGCGAUAAAAGCUUGUACCAAAAAUGAAAUUUUUGCCAAAAACUUAUUAUUUUUGUCGUGAAUGCUGCUAACAGGCAGUGGCAAGUUGACUGUGGUAAACACCAUUUGUUGUAAAUACUAGUCUGUUGGCCAAAAUAUAUUGGAUUGUAGCUAGGUAAGUAUUAUUUAUAAUGUUAGGUAGAUUUUAUAUGUUAUAUCAUGAUUCAUGACAUUUAUACAUCCAUAAGAUUUAGAUUUCUAUUUAUGCAAUAAAAGAAUAUUGUUAAAAUAUA
Molecule: messenger RNA, 7227 nt
Organism: Cydia splendana
Lineage: Eukaryota; Metazoa; Arthropoda; Insecta; Lepidoptera; Tortricidae
Product: phospholipid-transporting ATPase ABCA3-like
Exons: 32
Coding region: 157-5394 (1745 amino acids)
Biological process (GO): lipid transport; transmembrane transport
Cellular component (GO): intracellular membrane-bounded organelle; membrane
Molecular function (GO): ATP hydrolysis activity; lipid carrier activity; ABC-type transporter activity
Source: RefSeq, a predicted model, not a curated record